This is a messenger RNA of Acanthochromis polyacanthus (spiny chromis), 1492 nucleotides long. RefSeq names its product interleukin 15, like (gene il15l). NCBI's taxonomy places the organism in Eukaryota, Metazoa, Chordata, Actinopteri, Pomacentridae. The record is from RefSeq and is a predicted model, not a curated record. Bases 554 to 994 code for a protein of 146 amino acids. Gene Ontology annotation, molecular function: cytokine activity; cytokine receptor binding. Gene Ontology annotation, biological process: positive regulation of immune response; positive regulation of cytokine production; positive regulation of tyrosine phosphorylation of STAT protein. Gene Ontology annotation, cellular component: extracellular region. The transcript is spliced from 4 exons.
UCCUACUGAGGCUUUCCACCUAAAACUGGAGAUCCUGAGGAGACUUCAGCUGGACUUCUGGCUACCUGUGAGCCAUGCUCUGUGUGUUCUUUUUUGGCUCCAGGCCAACAGAAACUAAUAUGCAAAUUCCAGCUUUGACUCGGAGCGAGAAUGAAAACGUUUUUCUGCCGUCGGGCUUCUUGGCUCCGUCUUGAGUCGCUGUUUGUCUAAAAGAAUCUGCUGCUCCAGCGCCAGGAGUUCAGCUCUGGUUUACUCAUUUACUGCUGCGCUCUAUUAUGGGAUGUCUCCGCAGGAACGCCCAGUGAUUUGUGGAGCUUGUAUCUGCUGAAGGGGAGGAGUGAGAAAGUGAAACUGGAGUUUAAAGCUGUCAGACUCCGUAAAGCUGCAACCAGAAGGAGGCGAAGGAGUUCUGGAGCUUCUUCUGAUCUUCUGUCCACAUGUUGGAUUUGUGACUCCCCCUGCUCCUCUGCUCGGCUCCGGAUCCUGCAGGGUCGUCGCUGGAGCUGCUGGUCUGAGGUCCGUUGGGAUAGUGCAGCGGGACAAUGCGACGCAGAUGAUGCCAUGCCGAGAGACUGUCCUCCUGGGCUUCGUCUGUCUGCUCGCCGUGACGCAGCAGGAGGUGGACAAACGCUGCACCAAAGGCGUCCUCUGGCAGGUGGAGGCCCUGCAGAGGAAAGCUGACACGAAGAUCAGCUGCCGACUUUACACUCCGACCAGCCAAGACUUCGAGCAGAUUUGUCCCGGUGCUGCUCUCAGGUGUUUUGCAGAAGAACUCCAGGUCCUCGCUGAGGAGUGGGAACUGAACCCAAACCUGAUCCAGAACCGCAAAGCCCGAUCCAAGUUCAACCUCCGGAUCCAGAGACUGGCCUCGUAUUUCGACCAGACAGAGUCCGGCUGUCGUCAGUGUGAACUUCUCAAAGAGGAAGACGCCAAAACCUUUCUCCAAAGUCUCAACAACACUCUGCAGAUCAUGAGGUCUCAGUUCUGUCCGUGACCCGUCGCUGCCCCCACUAAGGGCCUCAAAAAGACUCUCAUUCAGCCUCAAUAAACUUUUCGCCAGAUAAAGAGCAACGUGCAGGAGCGUCUCGGCGGGUUUCAGGACACAAACUGGCCGACAGAGCAUUUGGACUUUGUUGGACGGUUGCAGUCAGUGCAGUUUGUUGCGUCAUUAUUAGGUCUGGAGGUUUAGAGACGAACUUAUGAACGAUUGUUACACAAGUUCUGCUGCUGUUUUAUUUAAUGAGAAACCAUGAAAGGGCCCAUUCUGCACUUUAUACGUCUUAUGUUUGUCAAUAUGUUCCUGAAACGCCUCAUUAUCAUUAUUAUUAUUAUUAUUAUUAUUAUUCCAUUUAUUUGACUGCAGAUCCAGAAAAAGGACAAAAUGAAUAUGUUGACAGCUUUAAACCAAAACAGAGGAGCAACAGCAGAUGGAUUUGUCGGCAGAUUGGCUUUCUAAUUCUUGCAAAAAAUAAAGAUCUGCUGUCACAAAAGU